CAUCAAGGUAGCUUUUAGUUUAUAUACGAAAAUGCGAGGAUAUAAAGUGAAAUCAAGACGAUUUAAAGCGAAUGCUAGAGAACGAAAUCGAAUGCAUGGAUUAAAUGCAGCUUUGGAUCGAUUGCGAAGCUGUGUUCCAUUAUUUGUCUACAAUACCAUUCAUAUCCAACAAAAACCAAUACAAAAAUUAUCAAAAAUUGAAACUUUACGAUUAGCUCGAAAUUACAUUGCAACAUUAACAAUCGCUUUGAAUUCCGAUUAUCCAAUGGAUGUAUGCAAAUUAAUUCAAUGUUUGAGAAAAGGUUUAAGUCAAAAUACAACGAAUUUAUUAAUAAGUAGCAUAAAAAUGGGCGCAUUUAAAGAUUUAAUUGCAUGGCCUUCAUCACAACAAUCUGAAAUGCAUUUAAGUUCUCUUCUCUCUGAUGAGAAAAAACGAAAUGAUGAUACGAAAUUGAGACUAAACUAUCCACAUUUUUAUUACACAUGUGAUUAUAUUUCAAUUUCUAAAAGUAUACGACAUUAAUUUUCGAAGACAUUUGAAUGUCCCUCUUCUGGAAAAAUAUUACUUCGGUGGACAA
Messenger RNA from Chrysoperla carnea, 578 nucleotides. RefSeq names its product neurogenic differentiation factor 1 (gene cato). The coding region runs from base 32 to 523 and encodes 163 amino acids. Gene Ontology annotation, molecular function: protein dimerization activity. The transcript has 2 exons. NCBI's taxonomy places the organism in Eukaryota, Metazoa, Arthropoda, Insecta, Neuroptera, Chrysopidae. The record is from RefSeq and is a predicted model, not a curated record.